AUGGACCCGAUGCCGUCGACGUCUUCCGAGGACGAAGCCAAAGUGUUGUUCCGCAAGGGAGUCGACUACGAACGUGAGGGUUUCCACUACGAGGCGACGCGUUGCUACAAGCAAGCCCUGAAGUUGGACCCUGAUGUUGAGAAAAAAAUUGCUGAUGAAGAAUUAGUUUUACGCUCUAUGGAUACAACUGCGGAUGAAAAUAAUGUAAGCAAUGACACAAGCGAAGACGAAUAUGAUAACAAAGAAGACCUUUUCUUGAGAUUUCAGAGAAUAUUGGGACCUCUAAUAUGCCUUCCAGCACGUGCACAGCUAACCACUCAUUUUUCAGCUCUUCCCCCUGAGCUCGUUAUAUACAUAUUUAGGUGGGUUGUAUCUUAUGAUCUCGAUCUGCGUAUGUUAGAACAGUGUGCAGCAGUUUGUCGUGGUUGGUACUUGUGUGCCAGAGAUCCCGAGUUGUGGCGUCGAGCAUGCUCCAAAUUUUGGCCUUCAAAUGUCAACGACUUAGUCCCGUAUGAUGGAAGUUGGCGACAAAUGUUCAUAGAACGACCCAAUGUUCUGACAAUUGGUUGUUACAUAUGUAAAAUAACUUAUGUUCGAAGAGGUGAAGAAUCUUUCAGAGACAAUACUAAUGGACCUUCUUUUCAAGUUGUUUAUUACAGAUACUUAAGGUUUUUUUCCGAUGGCCGUGUUUUGAUGGUGCUAUCUUACAAUCCUCCAUAUAAAAUAGUAAGAAAGUUACAAACAAGAGAGAAGGCACCUUUCAAUGUGUCCCCUGGACACUAUAGAUUGUCUGGUAAACAAUUAUUUUUGACUCUUGACAGCGAAGAUAAGGAACGUGAUCGAGAAUUUAACAGAAAAUAUGGCUGGGAAGACAACACUGAAAGGAAGACUACUUAUAACAUGGUUUUAGAAAUUUCAAAAUACAAAUCAAAACAGAACUGGAAAUUGCAAUGUAUAGACUAUGAAAUAGUUUAUCAAAGCCGAGUUAACAAAGUAAAGGUUACAAAAUACGAUUUAACUAAUAAUCGUUUUCCACCAUUUAUAUUUUCACGCGUAAAAUGCUACUCAAAUGAAUCUGAACGUGUACUAUAA
Molecule: messenger RNA, 1092 nt
Organism: Macrosiphum euphorbiae (potato aphid)
Lineage: Eukaryota; Metazoa; Arthropoda; Insecta; Hemiptera; Aphididae
Source: the annotation of a GenBank genome assembly